Molecule: messenger RNA, 2102 nt
Organism: Aspergillus saccharolyticus JOP 1030-1
Lineage: Eukaryota; Fungi; Ascomycota; Eurotiomycetes; Eurotiales; Aspergillaceae
Product: alpha/beta-hydrolase
Exons: 4
Coding region: 1-1725 (574 amino acids)
Source: RefSeq, a predicted model, not a curated record
AUGUUUGCACGAGGAGCACGAGCCGCGGCUGUAUUACCUACGACAGCAGGCCAGACGGCCCUCCCGAUCGUAGAUCUUGGUUACGAGCUCCAUCAAGCUAUCUCGUUGGAUGUACGUUAUGCUAUGCUACCGUACCCGUUUCUGCCUCACGGAGUGAUGCUAUCCUAUUGCGAUGAACAAACUCAAACCUACAACUUCUCCAACAUCCGCUACGCAGCGCCGCCAACGGGACCGCUCCGAUUCCGACCCCCUGUGCCCGUCGCCGCAGGACCAGGGAAUAGUUCGAAAGAGGUGGAAAAUGGCGCCCAGGGACGAGUUUGUCCGCAGGCGGCGUUGCGGUGGGAGGAAGAGAUUAUGCCGGGCUUUGUGGCGGGGGUGCUGGCUUCUGAGUCUGGAGCUGCGGGACCGGCAUCUGGCGACGCGAGGACGACGGAAGACUGCCUGUUCUUGGAUGUGAUCGUGCCGAAGGAGGUUUUUGAGCGGAAUACUAUCCAACGAAAAGGAAACAAGGCUCAUGAUGGUCUGGCGCCGGUUCUUGUGUGGAUUGACGGCGGUGGGUAUAUCGCUGGUGAUAAGACAGAGCAGAGCCCCUUGGGUCUGAUACAGCGCAGUCUGGUCGAUGGGGAGGAUGGGAUUGUGUAUGUUGCGAUCAACUAUCGGCUGGGUGCGUUCGGCUGGUUAUCGGAUGGAAAUGGCAUUGCUAACGCUGGUCUCUACGACCAGCGUCUCGCUUUGGAGUGGGUGAAGGAGCACAUCGGGCUCUUUGGUGGGGAUCCAGACCGUAUCACCGUCAUGGGCCAGUCGGCUGGCGCUGGGUCGAUCGUUCAUCAGUUGGCCACAUAUGGAGAUGAUACAAACCCCCAAGCUCGCCCGUUUCGUCAGGCUAUUGUCCAAAGUCCCAUCUGGUAUCCCUUGUCGGCGAAGCAGCAAGCCUCGACGCGAGACGCAUUCCUCGAAUUGCUGAAUGUUUCGUCCAUCGAAGAAGCGCAAUCUCUCCCUUCGGAGCAGUUGAUCGCGACCAAUGCAUACCAAAUUGCCAACACCCCCAUAUACGGAACCUUCACCUACGGACCGGUGGUAGAUGGGUCGCUCGUCAGAGACUGGCCGAGUAAGAUAUUGCUCGACCCAAACUUUGGCUGGCAGGACCUUCGCCUCAUGACAGGUCAUGCAUCCAAUGAGGGGUUGAUUUUCACUCCGCCGGCCGGAGUUAACAGCUCGGCCUAUGCGACCAUUCUGAGCGACUUCCUCCCGGAUUUGGCCCCCGAAUCGUUGGAGGAUAUCGCCCAAACGCUCUACCCGACAAGCUCCAACGCUUCAGCCGCCAAUCUGGGCUACUCCGAUGCACUGGGAAGAAUGGCCCUGACAAUCAGCGACGCUUUCUUCACUUGCAAGAAUCAGUACCUGAGCAUUGCCUUGGACACAUAUGCGUACAUUUUCGAUGUGCCGCCCGGACUGCACUCCUAUGACUUAUACUUCACUUUUUACGAUCCUGCACGUCCCGACCCAAGUGUUGUGGAUGUCGACCUUGCUCUGGCCAUACAGGAUUAUAUCAUUUCGUUUGUGCGAGAGGGUCGACCAUCUUCUCUCGCUGCUGCUGCAGCAACAAGCUGGAUCCCUUACCGAGCGCAAAACCAAGUUCUGAACAUCCAAGCGGGAAAUAUAUCAAGCGUGCCAGAUCCAGUGGGCAGGGACCGAUGUCAGGUGUGGUGGAAGUUGACCGGCUGAUCGCAUGCAAGGGGAAAACUGAAACCAAACCAUUCGCCGAGGACGGAACUUCUCGUAUCGAACACCACCAACACUUGGCAUCCGGUGCGCCUUGGGACAGGGGCCAUUGAUUCAAAAGGAACUCUGGUAGUCCUUAGGCUUUGGGGGCUAACGAAUGGUCGAAGUCUGAAGUGAAAAAGACUGUGAUGGAACUAAAGACUCCUUUGUUUGAGGUUCACGGCUUGGGGGCUAUAGUUCAAUCCUGUAUAAAUGAUCUGCGAGCAUGGAAGUUUCUGGGAAAGCCGCCAUCGCAGAACCCUUGCAUGCGAUUGACAUGAUGACAAUUCAGCCGCAUGAUUCAUUUUAGAGAACUAUUCCUGAGUAGCAUGAGAUAGUGU